AUGGUAUUUUCAGGUAAGCAUGGUUGGGAAAGCACCAAAGGUUUCACCCUCCAAGUCCUAACAGGAAGGUGGUUUAUGGUGUUUUCAUCAUUUAUGAUCAUGUCUGUGUCUGGAGCAAGCUACAUGUUUGGUCUUUACUCAAGAGAAAUAAAGUCAGUUUUGGGAUAUGACCAAUCCACUCUAACUCUUUUAAGCUUCUUCAAGGACUUAGGCUCUAACAUAGGCAUUCUUUCAGGCCUUCUAAAUGAAGUCACACCCCCUUGGGUUGUCUUAUCAAUUGGUGGUGUUCUCAACUUUUUUGGCUAUUUCAUGAUAUGGCUUGCAGUCACAAGAAAAAUCCCCAAACCGGCAAUAUGGAACAUGUGCUUAUACAUAUUCAUUGGAGCCAAUUCUCAUUGUUCAACCAACACCGGAGCUUUAGUCACAAGUGUAAAGAACUUCCCUGGUAGUAGAGGUGUUGUCAUAGGCCUUUUGAGUGGUUACCUUAGUUUGAGUGGAGCUAUCAUCACUCAGCUAUACUAUGCCUUCUAUGGAACUGACUCUAAAUCUUUAAUUUUGCUUAUGGCUUGGUUACCAACUGCUGUAACUUUUGUUUUUAUGCCAGUUAUUAAACAUCACAAAAGAGCUGUACAACCAAAUGAUUCCAAAGCUUUCUAUAAUUUCCUUUACACGUCUUUAAUCUUUGCAGGAUUCCUCAUGAUAAUGAUUAUAGUGCAAAAGUGUUUCAACUUUACUAAGAGUGAGUACUAUGUCACUACCACUGUCAUGCUUCUCUUGCUUAUCCUGCCUCUUGUUAUUGUUAUUAUGGAAGAACAAAGGAUUUGGAAGAACAAAAAAGAGAACAUCAAUCCUCCUAAGCCUUUGAAUAUAAUCAUGCAGACUCACCAAGCUAGUGGAGAGAGUACUAAAAAUCGAACCAUACGUAGAGGUGAAGAUCAUACAAUACUUGAAGCCAUUUUCAGCCUUGACAUGAUGACUCUUUUUGUAGCCACAAUUUGUGGGUUUGGUGGAACUCUUACUGUGGUAAAUAACUUGAGUCAGAUUGGAUUAUCCUUAGGAUAUCCUGCACAUAGUAUAACCACAUUUGUUUCACUAAUGGCUAUUUGGAUCUAUCUAGGUAAAGUUACGCAAGGAGUUAUCUCAGAAUUUAUCAUAACAAAGUUAAAACUCCCUAGACCUCUCAUGCUCACUGCAAUCCUUAUAUUGUCUUGUUUUGGUCACCUUCUAAUUGCAUUUAAUGUACCAAAUGGUCUCUAUGUAGCUUCCAUUAUUAUUGGUUUCUGCUUUGGAGCAAACUGGCCAGUACUAUAUUCAAUCAUAUCUGAGCUAUUUGGUCUUAAAUAUUACUCAACAUUGUACAACGUUGGGUCAAUAGCGAAUCCAAUAGGGUCAUACUUGUUAAGUGUGAGGGUUGCUGGUUAUCUGUAUGACAAGGAAGCCACAAAGCAAAUGGCAGCAUUAGGCCUAAAGAGGAAGAAAGGGGAUGAGUUGAAUUGCAAUGGAAGUGAGUGCUACAGAUUGGCUUUCAUUAUAAUCACUGCUGUUAGUCUCUUUGGGGCACUUGUGUCUCUAACUUUAGUUUUAAGGACUAGAGAGUUUUAUAAAGGUGACAUAUACAAGAAGUUUAGAGAGGAAACGAGAAAUAAUGAAAAUGAAUUGGUUGUAACUCAGAAUAAGGUUCAACCUGCCAAAGUUAUGGAUAGAUAG
Molecule: messenger RNA, 1707 nt
Organism: Lathyrus sativus (Indian pea)
Lineage: Eukaryota; Viridiplantae; Streptophyta; Magnoliopsida; Fabales; Fabaceae
Source: the annotation of a GenBank genome assembly